Messenger RNA from Manihot esculenta (cassava), 2496 nucleotides. Its product is annotated as transcription factor PIF1. Gene Ontology annotation, molecular function: protein dimerization activity; DNA-binding transcription factor activity. NCBI's taxonomy places the organism in Eukaryota, Viridiplantae, Streptophyta, Magnoliopsida, Malpighiales, Euphorbiaceae. The transcript has 8 exons. Gene Ontology annotation, biological process: regulation of DNA-templated transcription. Bases 372 to 2045 code for a protein of 557 amino acids. The record is from RefSeq and is a predicted model, not a curated record.
CAAAUAUCCAGUUCGUCCGUUUCCUUCACAUUAUUCGGAGAGAGAGAGGGACCUUAUCCUUGGGGUUGUUUUACAAGUUGACAUUAAUUCAAAAGACCAAAGCAGAGGGGAACACAAACAAGCAAAAUUUCUCCAUUUCCAACUCAUUUUUAACUCACUUCGGCUUUUUUUGGUUGAGAACAUCAAGCCCAAGCUAAUCUGCUUCGUCUGUUGUUCCUUUGGCAUGGUUAAUUAUCUCUUGAGCUUAGGUCGGUUCAGCUAUGUUUUAUAAUUCACAACUUCUCAACCUGCUCUGCCCCAGCAGCUCCACAGCUCUUAAGCUCUAACUCGUCUCCUAUUUUGAUACUUUCUAGUUUGGAUUUUUUGCUAAAAUGAAUCGCUACGUUCCCGAUUUCGAAAUCGGUGACGACUGCGCAAUACCCACUUCUUCGACCUUCAGUCGCCCUAAGAAAUCAAUCACGUCGGAGGACGAUAUCAUGGAGCUGCUAUGGCAGAAUGGACAGGUGGUCGUCCAGAGCCAAACCCAAAUGUCUGUCAAGAAAGCGCAGCACCACAAAUACGACGACGCUGUGCUUCCCGUUGAGCAAUCAACACCCAGAGAGAUCCGAUCAAGUUCAAAUGAACAACAGCAGCAUCUGUUUAUGCAAGAGGACGAGAUGGCCUCUUGGCUUCAUUACCCUCUCAACGACACUAAUUUCGACCAAGAUUUCUGCGCUGAUCUCCUCUAUCCUUCCACUGGUUAUGUCAGUUCCACUACCACAAAUACCAGCGCCGUUCCCCAACGUUCAACUCACAAUCCAGAGGCUCGCCUGCAUCCGACGGUUUCUGCUGCUAGCGCUAUGCCAACAGCCACCGCCACGGCUUCCAGACCUCCGAUACCACCAACGAGGAGAGCGGAGGUGGUGCAGAACUUUGGCCACUUCUCCAGACAUAGAGCGAAGGGCGGCAAGUCCGAAUCAGGGCCGUCAAAUUUAAAAAACGUGGUGAGGGAAUCGACAGUUGUGGACUCCACUGAUACAUCGGCGACGGGUUCCGAGUCUAGAACUUCGGAGGCGGCGUUCGCGAGGAGUGCUGCCGGUGUAUCGAGUGUCAAUAUUAAUGCUAGCGGGACAGGGAGCGGCGCCGCUGUAGCGGGUACCUCUUCCCGGGAAGGUGGGAGUAAUAAUAAGGAUAUGACGACGCGCGAGAUGACUGUGACUUCGUCCCCCGGUGGCUCCAGCGCCAGCGCCGAACCGCCGGCUCUGAAGCUGGCGACGGAUGACAGGAAGCGCAAGGGAAGGGAGGAGGACACAGAGUAUCACAGCGAGGAUGUUGAGUUUGAAUCUGCUGAUGCAAAGAGACAAGUUCGUGGAUCAACAUCUACAAAGAGAUCUCGUGCUGCAGAAGUUCACAACCUGUCAGAGAGGAGACGGCGAGACCGGAUAAAUGAGAAGAUGAAGGCUUUGCAAGAGCUUAUACCUCGAUGCAACAAGGUGAUGUCUGACAAAGCUUCCAUGUUGGAUGAAGCAAUCGAGUACCUGAAAUCACUUCAGUUGCAAGUACAGAUGAUGUCCAUGGGAUGUAGCAUGGUCCCAAUGAUGUUCUCAGGCAUUCAGCAGUAUAUGCCACCAUUGAGAAUGGGAAUGGGGAUUGGCAUGGGCAUGGAAAUGGGCAUGAAUCGGCCUAUGAUGCCAUUUCCCAAUGUUCUAGCUGCUGCACCUAUGCCUACACCAGUUGCAGCAGCUCAUUUGGGUCCAAGGUUCCCUAAGCCAGCUUUUCAUAUGCCCCCUGUCCCUGCACCACCCCCUGAUCCAUCCAGAACACAAGCAACAAACCAGUCAGAUCCCAUGCUAAGUGCAGUAAGCGCACAGAAUCCAAACCAGCCACGACCACCAAUUUUUUCUGAUCCUUACCAGCAAUACCUUGGUCUGCAGCAGAUGCAAAAACCAGUAUCACAGAACCAAGAAAUGACUCGGCCAGGUACCAGUCAAGCAGCUGAGAAUCUUGAUAAUAGCCCGUCUGGAAGUGGAACGCAAUAUUCUUCUAAAACUCCACUUGCACUUUGAUUGAUCGAAAAAUAGUAUUCUUAAAGACAUGCUAGAUCCAUUUAACCUCCAUGUUGCAUCUCUAAACUUUUUCUCUGGAUGGUUGUCUCUAGGGACAUGACAUGCAGAUAACUAGAAUCUCCACUUGACAAAAUAUUUACAAGUCGCAGCACUAAGUUGUAUAGUUGUGCUGGCCUCUCAGAAUAGUGGUGUAUUCUGGUAUCACCGUUCUAUCCAAGUAUUGCUUGUAGACUGCCUCUGCUCAAGAAGAUAUUACAAAUGCCUUUCCUGUGCUUUUAGGUUGAAGUUUUGGGUAGAUCUCUUAUGGAAGACCCUGCAAGUUUUGUAGUUAUAAGAGGUGAUGAACAUCCCAGAGCAACAUUUUACGACUGUAAUACAACAAUAACACAGCUAACUUGUAAUUAUAAUACCACUCAUAGAAUUAAAAUUUUCUGUGUAUUCUGGUUGCUUC